UGUUACACAAGUAAUUUUUUUCCUCCCUUUGCUUGGGUGGGGUUCUCUCUUUGCAUUCCUUUCUUGUUUCUUGAUUCUACCUCUUUUUCAUUUCUUUAUCGGAUUAUCAGAUUCCCCACCAGCAUUUCUUGCUCCUUUCUUCAACCUAUAUUCCAUGUUAUUGGGUUUGUCUGGUCUGGUUGGAUCACAAGGAUCUCUCGUUGUCUUUCUAUUAUCUGAGGAGACAGACAGAGAGAGAGGAGGGGAGAGGUGGGGCUUACUUUCUGAACCUUUUCUUUUGGGGCUCGAAAGUCGAAUCUUGGGACACGGUGGAAGAAGGUGAGAUUUCGGAGGCUCGUUUCCGUAGGUUCAGAUCGGCUCGGGUGCCUGGCAUAGUGGGUUUCUUGUUGAUUUCGGCGUUUCUUCUGGUAAUCCUGAACUAAGUUUGGUUCAUCUCGGUGGAAGGUUGUGAGUUGGGAUAGAUUUUUCAUUUCUUUUGGUUACUGAAAUUGGCCUUAUAUGUUCUUUGUUUCUGUUCGAUUUGGGGCGUUGUGUGGAUAAUUGGAUGCUGGGUUGUCACUUCUGGUUGUUGGCCUGUAUCUUCGGAGUUGAUUUUGGCUGCUCUUUAAGUUUAUUCAUCAUAUUCAAUUGCUUUCUUUGCUAUCGUUGGGUGAAUUUAGAUGAUUUGAAUUGGGCUUGAUUCUACCGGAAUUCUGUAGUGAUCUCAAUAUCUUCAAACAUGGCGGGAAUAGAUAUUUCUAAAUACGCUCACAGUCCUGUUCAUAAGGCUGUAGCUACGAGGGAUUACACUGCUCUUAAGAGGAUACUUUCCGGUCUCCCCCGUCUGUGCAACCCCGAUGAGAUUCGAACUGAGGCAGCUUCAUUUGCAGAGGAAGCGAAGGCCGAUGCCAUCUCUGCUGUUAUUGACCGUAGGGAUGUCCCUAACCGAGAGACCCCACUCCACCUGGCUGUUAAACUCGGAGAUGAAACUACGAUUGAAAUGCUUAUGGUUGCGGGAGCAGACUGGAGCUUACAGAACGAACAGGGCUGGAGUGCGCUACAGGAAGCGAUCUGCAGAAGGGAAGAAGGAAUCGCCAGGAUUAUAGUUAGGCACUACCAGCCGUUAGCAUGGGCAAAAUGGUGUCGUAGGCUUCCCCGCCUUAUAGGGACUAUGAGGAGGAUGAAGGAUUUUUACAUGGAGAUCACGUUCAACUUUGAGAGCUCGGUAAUUCCUUUCAUAGCAAGGAUUGCACCUUCAGACACCUACAAGAUUUGGAAGAGGGGGGCCAAUUUGAGAGCAGAUAUGACUUUGGCUGGUUUUGAUGGCUUCAAGAUCCAGCGUUCGGAUCAGAGUAUUCUGUUCCUUGGAGAUGGCUCUGAGGAUGGGAAGGUCCCUCCUGGGACUCUCUGCAUGAUUUCACACAAGGAUAAGGAGGUAAUGAAUGCUUUGGAUGGUGCCGGUUCUCAGGCAAGUGAAGAAGAGGUUCAACAGGAAGUGGCUGCAAUGUCUCGGACUAAUAUUUUCAGGCCUGGAAUUGAUGUGACUCAGGCAGUGUUACUGCCACAGUUGACAUGGAGAAGGCAGGAGAAGACAGAUAUGGUUGGCCCUUGGAAGUGUAAGGUGUACGAUAUGCACAAUGUAGUGGUAAGCAUCAAGUCCAGACAGGUUCCUGGAGCAAUGACAGAUGAUGAAUUUUUCAGUUCUUGUAAUGAAAAUGACACAGAGAGCGAAGAGUUUGAGGACCUCUUGACAGAGGAUGAAAAAAGGCAAUUAGAAGUUGCCCUAAAAAUGGAUUCAUCAGAUAUAACAAUUGAAGAUGGUCUUUCUGAUGGGAUCAUUGCCCAUCGGCACAGUUGCUAUGAACCACGUGAGAUCCCUAUUGAAGAUUCUCAUAGUUGUGGCAAUGGUGAGGUUAAGCAGGAGAAGAAAGGGUGGUUUGGUGGCUGGAGAAAGCGGGAUGCCAAACAUGAAGGGCCAAAGAAGAUGACACCACAAAGAAGUUCCCUCUGUGUGGAUGACAAGGUAGGAGAUCUCCUUGGGGAUUCUCCCCCAGGGUAUCAGAACAAACAGGGAAGACACUCCAUAGAGGUUCCUGUAAGGGGGGAUGAACUCCAGAGAGGGAGAGAGACAAAAAGGUCUUCUUCGAGUUCUGAUCAUGGACAUCGACGCAAGGAUAACAACCAUGAGAGUGAGUACAAGAAAGGAUUGCGACCUACUUUGUGGCUUUCUCCCAAUUUCCCACUCCAAACUGAAGAACUGCUACCUUUGCUUGACAUUCUUGCUAACAAGGUCAAGGCAAUCCGUCGUUUAAGAGAAUUACUUACAACAAAACUUCCUCCGGGAACUUUUCCAGUCAAGGUCUCAAUUCCAGUAAUUCCGACAAUCAGAGUGUUGGUCACUUUUACAAAAUUUGAGGAGUUGCAGCCCUUGGAUGAGUUCUGUACACCUCCUUCAAGUCCAAGUGCUGCAGGGCGAGAAAGUCCUGCAACAAUGCAGUCCUCAAGUUCAUCAUGGCUUCAAUGGUUAUACCACCGUAAUAAUUCUUCCAUGAGUUCUGGCCCCAGUAGUCGGGUAGAGGAUAUUCAAGACCCAUUUGUGAUACCUACAGAUUAUACUUGGACCACAGUUGAAGAAAAGAAAAAGAAAAUGCAGGCAAAGAAGAGCAAGUCCAAGAAGGGUAAAGGUCAAAAGCAAUGAAGUUUAUGAUGGAAAUGAAUUAGUAGUGGUUAUACAGUUUGUUGUUAAGCUGGGGUCCUGGAGACUGCCCACAAAGAGACACCAACGAAAAUAUUAUUCCAUAAGGCCAUGAUACUGGGUGCAAAAACAAACGGAGCCUGUGCUUGAGAUUUAGCAAAUGAUUCUUCAAAUUAGCAAUCUGGGGAAGAGCCUCGGAGAACUGUAAUCCAUCUCCCCCAAAUGCUUGUAACCAACACGAAACAUUUGUUUGACCCUUUUUUAUACAUUCUUCUGGUGGCUGUGUAUAUCAUUUGUAUCACUUCAAUCUUUAUCACAUGAUUCACAUCA
Nelumbo nucifera (sacred lotus) is the source of this 3004-nucleotide messenger RNA. RefSeq lists its product as uncharacterized. Lineage: Eukaryota; Viridiplantae; Streptophyta; Magnoliopsida; Proteales; Nelumbonaceae. Gene Ontology annotation, cellular component: cytoplasm. Gene Ontology annotation, molecular function: protein binding. The record is from RefSeq and is a predicted model, not a curated record.